This is a messenger RNA of Vespula vulgaris, 6328 nucleotides long. Its product is annotated as polycomb group protein Psc-like. The record is from RefSeq and is a predicted model, not a curated record. The transcript is spliced from 5 exons. Gene Ontology annotation, molecular function: promoter-specific chromatin binding; metal ion binding. Gene Ontology annotation, biological process: negative regulation of transcription by RNA polymerase II. Lineage: Eukaryota; Metazoa; Arthropoda; Insecta; Hymenoptera; Vespidae. Gene Ontology annotation, cellular component: PRC1 complex. Bases 316 to 2952 code for a protein of 878 amino acids.
GUAGCACGCGCCGAUAAAAACUCGAGAUAGAGCGGACGAUAAUACGAUAGAGGUGGGCGCGAGCGUUGGAAGGUCGUGCCGAUAGAGAAGUAACGACGACAACGAAAACGACGAUCGUUUCGAGGCGUAUCGUUACGUCACUCGUAAACAACGCGUGCCGCAGAUAUCUACCGACUCUCCGUUUCGUGUUACGUCAUCCUGUCCUUAGAAUCGACGACAACGACGACGAAGACGAAGACGAUGAAGACAGCAACGAGAACAUCGACGAAGAUGAAGAUAUAUUAGACCUGGACGACGACGCCGACGACGACGACAAUGACGAUGACAAAGACGAAGGACGACAGUAAUAACGACUGCGUCGAAUCGAUGAAUUUGCCGAGAGUAACGUCCACCAUUGUUGGGUUAAGUAGCAGCAUGGAGACCUGCGAGAAGGAGAAGCCACUGGUGAAAGACUUGAACGAACAUAUCGUCUGUCCUCUCUGCAGGGGCUACCUCGUUGAUGCCACGACCCUCACGGAAUGUUUGCAUUCCUUUUGCAGAGGCUGCAUAGUGAGACGUCUGAGCAACGGCGCUCGAUUGUGCCCUGUAUGCAACGUGUCGGCAUCGCCGCCUCUUUUACCGGAUCCUCGACUUCAAAGGUUGGUCUAUCUCGUGGUUCCGGGUCUUUUCCGUUCGGAAGUCGAACGCAGGCGACACUUUCGUUUGGUAAACCCGCAAUGUCCGCCAUUACCGUCGCCAUUCGGGGCAUUGGAACUAACAUUGGACGAUUUCGUGAGUCUGAGCCUUCGCGAGUUAACGGACUCGAAGGACGAAGAGACUCGAGGAGAACGAUCGGUUUCUUCGGCCGUAGAGGAGAAGGGUAACGAGGAGACCUCUGUUCGGGAGCCUACAACGAGAUAUCUCAAGUGUCCGGCUGCUGUGACGGUCCGUCAUCUCGUUCGUUUGUUGACUCUUAAAAGAGGUUGGGAAGAGAUGAAUUCCGGAGUUAACACGGCUAACAGGAUAGAGAUGACAUGCGAGGAUUACAACGGAGAUCCUCGCGGUCGCCGGAAGCCGGACGUUUUAGAAAUGUCUUGGACGUUGUUGGACUUGGCUUGCAUCUUCGGAUGGAAGAAGGAAGCACCGUUGAAGCUAUUUUAUCGUAUCGUGCGAAAGGAAGAAACAGCGUCGACUUCGAAGUCUAGCCCGUGUAACGAGGAUACCAACAAGGACGGUCCUACCAUGGAAAAUAUUCAAAGACCGCCAACGCCACCGCCGAGUCCAAAGCCCGUGCAAGAGAACGACGUGGAAUCUCGGCGAACGUUCGGAACUGGGACGGAAGCUCCUCGUGCUUUGGAAACUACGAAGGAGCGAGAAAAAGAGACCAAAUCAAAGAAACCCCGUUGCGAAGUCACUCCCGUGAUGAGAGCGCCGGAUCCCGUUGGCAUCUCCUCGGUCGCGAUGCAGCAGAGCAAUCAUGCUUCGGAGAGUUCAAGGACGAAGGAAUUAGCGAGGCUGGAGCAUCGAAAGCGAAGGAAACGGCGAAACAAACGAGUAAUCGCGGAAAUCACUACUACACCGAGAGAGGAUCUCCUCAAGCUGAAGGUCAGGUUAACUCCUUGUCCCCCGAGAAUUACGUCCAGUAGUAGUAGUGGCCAGGCUAAAGAGAAAUUGCUACAAAUGAGGGCCGUCCGACGAGAGAAGAUCAAGGCGAGCGCGUUGAGUCAACAACGUUCGGUUAAUUUACCUCGGGAAGAGAAUAAUGCUACGGGCAAGGAGUGUCCCGUAGAAUCCGAGGAAACGAUAGAGGAUAUCAUAGAUUGUAUACCGGACGAGGUGGUCAGAGUCGCCCAGAACAUUACCGUUCCGUCGCAGGACGAUAAAUCUUCUCACGACAAGAAAGAUAAUCAGAAGUCUCCGAAGGUGCCGAUUCGUCAGAAAGAGGAGACUCAAGCCGCGGAGACGCGCAAGCCGCCGACCGAGGAGACCGUAACGAGCGCGGAACGUCCGAAGAAGGACGAGGAGAUUCUACGCAGGCUGGGCUUGGUAGCGAUAAACGAAGCAAGCGAGUCUCCGUGCGACAAGACGAAGCAACGCGGUCAGAGUCACAGCGAGAAACCGAACGACUUGGAUCGCGAAAAGUUGGAGAAACAAUUACGGGAGAGCAAGGCGAAUCGCGUUAGGAGUUUACUCGCUGAGAAACAAAUGCGGGACGCAUUGAAAGGUAUAAUGUCCAAGACGAAGGAAGAAGGAAGUUCUUCGACGUCCUCGACGCAACACGGUACAGGUGGUCCCUGCCCCAAAAAGAAGGGUCCACCCCCGUUGGCGCCUUUACGAGUGGUUAAACCUUCCUCCGGAUUCGCCGUAACAAGCACAAUGGUGGAAUCCAACAACCCAAAGUACGAAACUCCGUUAGACCUGAGCAGCGGCGGGACGGUUAACGACAACGUUCUCGAUUUGUCCUCGACAUUGCAGAGUUCCUCCGUAGGUUUUUCAGCGUCAUCGGCUUCCUCCUCGCCGUCUCCCUCUUCCUCAUCCAGUUCUUCUUCCUCGUCGUCGUCGUCUUCUUCCUCUUCUUCGUCCGUCUGUACGCCACCUUCUUUGCCAUUACUUAGACCUCAGCAGACCAGCCUCACGAUGGGUAGCUUCCUUCGCAAGUCCAAGGAGAUGGAACAACGUAAAGGACAAGACACCAAUCUACGAACUCUCUCGGAUGUUGCGGUUUCUCGUCUCAGCGGCUGCAUCAACGACAAGAAUUCCGUCGAGCCUCUCCUACUUGGUUCCACUAGUAUCGCUGCGAGCAAGGUCGCCUUGCGUAUUCCACAACCGCAUCACCGUAUAUCUGGCUAUGGUAUGAAAAACAAGCCGAAUCUUGGUGUACGGCAUAUACCCAAUCCUCAAGCUGUCGUCGCUUCUCAAUACAGAAAUCAAAGAGCCAUUUAUUUCAACAGCCUUUCCCAGCAUCCGCCGUAACGACCGUCUUUCGUGGAUCACGCCACGUAGGCUUCCCGAAGCCGCACCUCCUUCUCAUUCAUCCGCCUAUUCCUCUUGACUAUAUGCGAUAACGUGCAACAACCAAAGGACAUUCCUAUACGAUUUAUCAUUCGCUCAUAUGUACCUAUUUAAAUAUACAUAUAUACACACGCAUCGUACAUACAUAUACAUAUACACACAUAUAUAUAAUAUGUAUAUAUAUGUACACUAUAUACGUCGCCGACGCUUCGAUCGGUGUAUUCUCUGCCACAAUCCCAACUUCCCGAUUUCUUAAUAUCAAAAUACCAAACUCGUAUGCGAUACGGACUGCCAACGUUGGAAGAAUCCAAAAUUCUUCCGGUGAUCGCCUUUCCUGUGUAACGAUGUGUUUCCUAUAUGCUAUAGUACCGUGUAUGCAUGUCAUUGUGAUAAACCGAUAGAAACCGAACGACCGAAUUUAUCCAAAGUACCUAUUUGUCUCUCUCUGUCUCUCUCUCUCUCUCUCUCUCUCUUCCCUCCUCUCCCUCUUUCGAUAUUAUAAAAGAAGAAUUUCUAUGAUGUUUUUAAACGAUAUUCCUUUCCACCACUUAUAUAACAUGCUAAAAUAUCUAUUUGUAUAAGAAACGACGUAUUAAAAAGAAAAAAGUACCCCUAUGUCGAAGAAGUAAGAACGAGGUAUCCUUUCCUGUUAUAGUUAUCGCCGUUUAAAUCAUCGACUGGUCGAACGAACGGUUGAUUCCUUCCUCGUUCUCGUUAUGUGAUAUUAUCUAUUUUCGUUAAACGAUUUUAUUACACCCCGUGCGCGUAAUUAAGCGCGUUCCUGCAUAUCUCUGUCGCUUCGUGAACGGACACGCCAUCGAGAUCUCGCUCGAGAAACCCGUAAUAUACAUAUACGUAGUAUAUGCGUGCGUGUUUAGGUUUGCGAAGAUGACGAAAAGAAAAAAUGUAAGAAGGACGAGCGUCUUUUCUUGUAUGUAUGUAGUUUAUAAGUGGAUGACGAUACGUUUUAAAACGGAACGAUUAAAACAAGAAAUGAAAAAGAAAAAUGUAUGUUUGUAAAACGUGUCUGCGUGUCUAUUGAUUCGAUCAUUUCGUUUUAACAAGGUUAACAUUAUUUUCGCGGUGGAUGACGUUAUUAUUCGAAAAAAAGAAAAGAAAAAAUAAAAAGUGGGAAUUAAAUCUUUUCGUUGGAUACGUACUCGAGAUUAUACGUGACGGUCAACGGAGCAGAUUAUACGGGGAUACAUACAUACGUACAUAUAUAUAUGUGUGUGUAUGUUUGUUUGUGUAUAUAUUAUGCAUAUAUAUAUAUAUACACAGAAACAUAUACACAGAUACAUAUAAACUCAUAUUCAUGCGCGUGUAAAUAAAAGACGCGAAAGAAACGGUGGUUGAACCAAUGGACUUAACCGGAGACAGAUGUGUCGUAUCACCAUUACCGCCCUCGCGUCUUUUUCCCUUUUUCUUUGUUUUUCCUCUUUUUCCUUCUCUUGUUCUCUUUCUUUUUCUUUUUUCUUUUUUUACCAGUACCCUAGCGAAACGUGUAAGUACUUCGUAGAGAUGCCAAAGAAACGAAAGAGAAUGUGUGCAAUGUAUUAGUGCAAUUUAAUUAUUUAAUAUAAUAUAUACAUGAAAAUAAAAAAAAAUCUAUAUAUAUAUAAAUAAAAAAAAAUAUAUAUAUAUAAUCAAAGUAUCACGGUGUAACAGUGAAGUACAUACGUUCAUGAUAAAAGAAAAAGUAGAUAAUAGUCGAGAACAAAGGAUUACGCGAUACAGUAUGUAUAUGUACGAAUGUUCUCGCGUAUCGUCGUACGAAUGAAAAGAAAUUUUUGUAAACCGCAACGCGUCUGUUUUGCGAAACUUAAAUAAAUAAUAGAUUGUAUCGAAGAAAAAAUUUCGUCGAAAGGAGAAUAUUAUUUCUCGCUAUAUACAUCCCUUCAUAGAGAAAAUAAAAAGAAAGAAAAAGAAGAAGAUACAAAAGAAAAGAAAAGAAAAGAAAAGAAAAGAAAAAACAACUCGAUAUAUUGGCUAUAGAAAAUUCUAAAAAUAAACGUACUCCAAUGUCUAUGUCAAUAUCGGUAAUAAAUGGGGUUCGUAGUUCUAGAGAAAAGUGGAAGAAAAAAAGAACGCUACGCUACUACCGAUUGUAUUGUAAUGGAUACGAGUGAAAAAUCUUUUUUUAAUAUAACGAAGAUGUUACGACGAUCGCCAUUAAAUGCUAUAUCAAAAACUGUACGAUCGUGUUUUCGUUGAUCGAAUAAAUGAAUAAAGGUUUAAUUAAUCAAUACAGACGCAAUCGGAGAAGUUUUUGAACAAAAUAGAAACGAAACAGAACAACACCAACACUAAUGACGAUAACAACAAGAACAACACAACAAAACAAAAUAAAACCGGCCUUCCAAUUCCUAUCAGUAACCUCGCAGGUACUUACUUACUUACUUACUUACUUACUUACUUACUUACUUACUUACUUUUACUUAUUUAUUUCGCUCAAGGUGAAUUACACUGCUAAAGCAGAUUGAUAGAAUCGAUGCUACUCUAUACGGUAGUAUCGAAGUAGAAUCAAAGUAUCGAGAACCAGUAUCAAGAAAGUAAGGUGGGUAUAUGUAUACAUACAUAGUAUAUAUAUAUAUGUAUAUAUAUAUAUACAUAUAAGUACUUACGUAUGUUGGAUGCAUAAGAAAGAUGUCUCUUGAAAGGAUCGAAUGUAAAUCGAUAACUCUGAGAGUUAAGAUCAAACGAUCGAACGAUUCAUCGUCAGUCUAAAGUCUAAAGUUGUUUUAACCUACGCGAAUCUACGUCAAAGUUACGUAGGUUAAUCUUACGUAUAAUUCCAUCCAUCCUAUCAUAAUUGCUGAAAUAAUAUACAUAUGUAUGUACGUAUGUAUAUACGUAUAUAUGUAUACGAUAUAAAACGACGAUUUUCAAAGAUCGCUUGAUGUCAAUAGCUGUGUCUGUUCCUAUUUAAAAUAUGUACGUAUGUUUAUAAUUCCGAAAAUUAUUUAUAUAUUAUAUAAUUCAAUACGAUCGUCAGAAAUGAAUCAAUUACAUGUUCGUUAUAUAUAAUUAAAAUCGAUUAAUUAUUGCGAAUGAAAAUGUUGCGUACCAUUUCGUUGAAACGACUAAUCGAAUUAUUUUGCUUUCAAAGCAAUCGUUAUAAACUAAAAGGACCUAAACAUUUUUUAAUAUUAUAUUUGAAUUAAACGCUCGUAUAAUACGGCGGGAUACGUUUCCUUGUUACAAGAGAACAAUCCGCGUUAUGCGAGUCGUAUAAGUUUGUACGAACAUGGAUUAUGUAUUAUGCAUUUGAAAACGUAAUUAUAUAGAAUAUAUAAGUGGUUUAUUAGAUUUAAAGAAAAAAAAAAAAAAAAAGAAA